ACCUAUCAGUACGGACACCAGGGUUCCCGCUGCCCUCCAGGCUUAAGAGGUUCCCGAAGGGAGGCACCGGUCCAGCUGGGGCUCUGCCAGUCGCUAUGGCCUGCUGCCUGGGGUCUGCCCUGCUGCUACUGCUGCUGCAGCUGCUGGGGUCUGCGAGCUCCACCGGCGGGAAUCGCUGCGUGGCCGCGGCCGAGGCGUGCACAGCAGACGCUCAGUGCCAGCAGCUGCGCUCGGAGUAUGUGGCCCGAUGCCUGGGCCGGGCGGCACCGGGGGCCUGGAGUGGACCCGGGGUCUGCGUGCGCUCCCGCUGUCGCCGUGCCCUGCGCGGCUUCUUCGCCCGUGGGCCUCCGGCGCUCACGCAUGCGCUGCUCUUCUGCGGGUGCGAGAGCCCCGCGUGCGCCGAGCGCCGGCGUCAAACCUUCGCUCCGGCCUGCGCGUUCUCGGGCCCCGGGUCGGCGCCGCCCUCCUGCCUGAAGGCCCGGGACCGCUGCGAGCGUAGCCGCCUGUGCAGGCCUCGUCUCCUUGCCUUCCAGGCCUCGUGCGCUCCCGCGCCCGGCUCCCGCGAUAGCUGCCCGGAGGAGCGGGGCCCGCGUUGUCUGCUCGCCUACGCGGGCCUCAUAGGCACUGAAGUCACCCCCAACUACCUGGACAACGUGAGCGCGCAAGUCGCGCCCUGGUGCGGCUGUGGGGACAGCGGAAACCGGCUGGAAGAGUGCGAAGCCUUCCACAAGCUCUUUACAAGGAACCCCUGCUUGGAUGGUGCCAUGGUGGCCUUUAACACCUUGUGGCCCUCAGUUCUGCAGGACUGGCUGAACCCCUACCAGAACACUGGGUACCGUUUCCCACAGAAGAGAUGGAGGCAGAAGCAAUGCUCAUUUCGUCCUCACCUCCUAGGUGUCCUCGAUGUCCAUACUCACUGCCUUGGCUCUCCAAGCACUGCUCUGAUUAGGAAGGUGUGCCGUGGACAGCACAGCUGACUGCCACGCAUCUGGCUCACACCUCCUGCUCACUGAAAUGAGACUGCCUUGCCCUCAGGUCUCAUACACCCCUGUGCCUGUCUCCUGGAUUGAGGGUCCGACUGAAAAGCCUCUAGGUGUCUUGGCUGUUUUCUUGAGAUGGUCACCUACUGUAGAUGAAGCUCACCGGGCCCCCAGGGCUUAUAGAGCAGGGCAGAGACUACCCCCACUCCUAGAUUUUGGAACUGUCAUCUUUGGAGCAGACAGGGCACAUAGACAGACCGCGACAGGCAAGACCAUUUCCAGUUGGCACUGAAGCCUAAACACCCUCCCAGGCAGCCAUUACUCACCAUUAAACCCCACCUAGCAGUGGCAUUGCUUGCUGCUUAGGACAAGCUGCUGUGUAAACAUUGGAGAGAGACUCGGGCCCCUCCUGCUUGGCAUCCCACUGAAUGAAUAGCCUCUUUCCCCUACGGUUUCCCUAGCACAGCAAGCAGCUCAAUAAACACACAUGCACUGAGA
This is a messenger RNA of Mesocricetus auratus (golden hamster), 1478 nucleotides long. It is a transcript of the gene Gfra4, whose product is annotated as GDNF family receptor alpha 4. Lineage: Eukaryota; Metazoa; Chordata; Mammalia; Rodentia; Cricetidae. Gene Ontology annotation, biological process: nervous system development. The record is from RefSeq and is a predicted model, not a curated record. The coding region runs from base 96 to 977 and encodes 293 amino acids. Gene Ontology annotation, cellular component: signaling receptor complex; external side of plasma membrane. The transcript is spliced from 6 exons. Gene Ontology annotation, molecular function: glial cell-derived neurotrophic factor receptor activity.